AGAAAUAGCUAAUAAUGACUGUUAUUUUUUGUGUUGCCUUGCUUAAAUUCUAUCCAGAUGAUAAAGACAUUGACAGUUCUAAAUAAAAAAGGGCAAACUUGAAAAAGGAAUAUUUCCAUUUUCUAAAACAUGUUUUAGAGCCCCAACUCCUGUGACACUUUCUUUAUCGCAGCCCUGUGGCGUCCGCAGGUCACCCAGAUACAUCGAUUCGACAUGCCGGGCGACAGUGGCGUCGUCGUCAAGCCAAACAGAAGCAGCAGCGGCAGUGAGGCGGCAACUGGCAAAGCAACCAGUCAUAAGCCAAAGCCAAAGCCAUAGUCAUCCGCCGGCGACGAGGAAGAGGACAACUCAGCACCCGAGCUAGAAACGCUGGCAUACGCUUUGUGUAGCCAAUUAAUAUGCACAGGAUUUAAUUAGCCAUAGAAUCCGGACGGAGGGAGACGGGGGCUAGAAUGCGACCCAUUUGGGAGUCGGCCAGCAGGCCGCUGUUUGUGCGCUCCGUGUGGCAGGAGGCGAUCGGGAGGCGCCACUUCAUCCUCGACUACGAGCCGCGACAGAGGCAGCGCUGUAAGCGCCAGAAAACCAGGCUGAGAGGCAGCGACCAGCAGUCGCAAUCCUGCGAGUUCUACGAGCAGUCCACGGAGGACAGCGAGGAGUACCUGGACGAGUACCUGCUACUGGACGCCACCAAGCUGACGCUGCAGCAGCAACAAUCGCUGCCCGCCUUGGGUGGGCGGCCGGGCCCCGCCCCCUCGUUGGGGGUCGGUCAGCGGGAUCAGCGGCACAACAGUCGCCAGUCGAAGCGUCGAGCCUGGCUGCUCAGCCGCGGGCGCACCUAUCACCUGGAUCACCAGAUGGACCAUCAGUCGCGUCGAAGCUCCUUGCAAGAUGCAGCCAGCAGUCUAACCACUACGGCCAACAAUCCCGAGGAGCGUCUGGCCGAGAGGGUGCUCCAUUGGCUGGAUUUGGCCGGACGCACGGACAUAGUGAAGGAGGCGGUGCCGGUGCCCAGUCCACCAGUGGCCACCAGUAGUGCCCAGUUGGCCAGAUCCGCUCACAGGCUGCAGCGCAGUCAGCAUCGCAGCAUGAGUCUCAAGCGAGUGGCGGCGGCGGCAGCAAAUCACCAGCGAUCGGUGGCCAGAAAGCCCAUCGCCAAGUCACCACCUUCUGCCCCGCCCGUCACCACGCCCCCCGCCCCUGCCUCCGCCUGCGCCACCAAUACCAAUGCCAAGCCCAUAACCAUAAUCUUCAACAAGGAGGGUGUACCAGUGCGUUUAAAUAGACCCGCUCGCAACAUCGAUCUGUGCACCCUGAGCAGCAGUGCCAGCACCACGCGAAGAUUGGCGGGUCAACUGGCCUCGGCCCGCCUGUACAGUGGAGCCAGUGCAUCCCCGCUGACGGAGGACAGCCGCACGCCGCCGCUCAGCAGUCGGGGAAUGGCGUCGGCCACCUCGGAUAGCCGGAAACAACUGCACAUCUUCAUGCCCAGCCUCCCGAAGAAGGGUUUGCUGGCAGCGGGAUCGGCGGCUGGCAGUGGCAUUGGGGGUUCUGGCGAGGAUGCCCUGAGCACCAGCUUCAGUGAGCUUUGCCAGCUGUAGACAGCCUCAGUCUAGUUAGUAAAUUCUGAUUUUAAUUUGUACUCUACAAUAUGAUAAAACUUUACAAAGUUUUAAAUAAACGUUAUGCAAUUUAUUUUGAAAACACAGUUCUAUUUGAAAAUAUUCAUGCCG
Molecule: messenger RNA, 1730 nt
Organism: Drosophila elegans
Lineage: Eukaryota; Metazoa; Arthropoda; Insecta; Diptera; Drosophilidae
Exons: 2
Coding region: 453-1598 (381 amino acids)
Source: RefSeq, a predicted model, not a curated record